This is a messenger RNA of Phlebotomus argentipes, 1914 nucleotides long. It is a transcript of the gene Alg10, whose product is annotated as putative Dol-P-Glc:Glc(2)Man(9)GlcNAc(2)-PP-Dol alpha-1,2-glucosyltransferase. The transcript has 4 exons. The record is from RefSeq and is a predicted model, not a curated record. Gene Ontology annotation, cellular component: endoplasmic reticulum. Bases 262 to 1638 code for a protein of 458 amino acids. Gene Ontology annotation, molecular function: dolichyl pyrophosphate Glc2Man9GlcNAc2 alpha-1,2-glucosyltransferase activity. Gene Ontology annotation, biological process: dolichol-linked oligosaccharide biosynthetic process; protein N-linked glycosylation. Lineage: Eukaryota; Metazoa; Arthropoda; Insecta; Diptera; Psychodidae.
CAUUUCGUUCAGUUUUUUUCUACUGUUAUUGUUUGCAGACGUGUGAAGCUUAAAUUCACAAUUUCUUCUAUUUUCUUAGAAAAUAGAGUAGGGAAAGUGAUUGUCUUCUCAUAAAUAUCUCAAAUGGGAAUUGGUUAUUCAUACUGAGAUUGGAAAUAGUUGUUAAAUGACUAGAUUUUUCUGUAAGAGCAGCUGAAGAGAGCCGGCUAUCAUUAGAAGGUUAUGUUGUUAUGUUGAUUUAUCCGGAGAGAAAAGCUGAAAAUGAGAAAGGAUUUGUUUUUCCUGGCUGGAGGAAUAGGAAUCUAUGCCGCAAUCUCACUCUGGCUCUUCCAUAGAGUCUAUGACACCACACAAUUGGUGAUAGAUGAAGAGUUCCACUUGAGGCAGGGAAUUCACUAUUGCAAUGGGAAUUUCUCAGUGUGGGACCCUAAAAUUACAACCUUCCCAGGCUUGUAUGUCUACUCCACAGUGCUUCUCAUGCCUUUGGGACUCUGUGAGGCAUACUAUCUUCGACUGGUGUCCUUCCUGGCUUCCAUACUAAACAUUUACUGGAUGUAUGAGAUCCGGAAGGGGAUUUUGCGAGGAAAGAACGUGAAAAAUUAUCCAGCAUGGGGAUAUGCUUUGGAUGCCUUGAGUCUCUCCAUCCUUCCGCCAAUGUACUUUUUCACUUUCCUGUACUACACGGACGUCGUGUCAAUCAGUGCCACCCUGGCCAUGGUGCAUUUCUCCCUUCGGAGGCAAAAUAAAUCAGCCGCGACGGCGGCUGCUGUGGCUGUUCUCAUGCGGCAGACGAACAUCGUGUGGGUGGGAGGUGUCUUUGGCAUGAACGUUCUUGAUAAAUUGGUGGAAAAGACAUUGAGGAAGAGCGCGAGGAAGGAUCCCAACUACAUAUACUCCUUCAGUGACAUCCUGAGUGCCAUUGGCUUUUACCUGAAGAGACUCACCCAAAUUCACGUUGAUGUCUUCCCCAUAAUUGGGCAAUUUUGCGGAUAUCUCUUUGUGAUGGUGGCGUUCGUCGUCUUCGUAUGGAUUAAUGGGUCAAUUGUAGUGGGCGAUAAAAGUGCCCAUGAAGCCACACUUCAUCUGCCUCAGAUUGGAUACUUUGCUGUAUUUGUCACUUUCUUCGCUAGUGGAAUUCUCCUGAUGAACUUGCAGAAUGUUUUGAGGAAUGUUUUGAAAAGAUGGCACGUUACACUCCUCCUGGGUCUCUUCUUCCUGCUCGCUGUGAAGUACAACACAGUAGUUCAUCCUUACUUGCUCGCCGACAAUCGUCACUACACUUUCUACUUGUGGAACAGAUUCUACGCGAAACACUUAGCAAGGUAUCUAGCAAUUUCUGUGUAUGUCUUCGGGGUGACAAGCAUUCUCGAGUUGCUGGAGGGUCAGAGUGCAGGUUACAAGCUAAUUUACUUUGCAUGUACAAUUGUAUCUAUAGCUCUGCAAAGUAUGAUAGAAGUUCGCUACUUUCUAAUUCCAUUCCUUAUCUUGCGACUUUCGCAUGCGAAACCAAUGAAAUUUAGUUCAAUUCUUCUUGAAUUCGCAUUCAAUAUCGCCAUUAAUAUCAUUACAUUCUACAUUUUCUUCACGAAGACUUUCUAUUGGAGUGACUACGCAGAACCACAGAGGAUAAUGUGGUGAGAAAAGAGAAAAAAGAGCAAAGAUGCCUGCAUUCCUGGCUCUCUGUCUUCCCGAGACGUGUUCUUGUUAUUUUUGUGGGUUGUUUUGAUAAGUACAAGGAAGUGAGGCGUUUUCCGCCUCCCAUUGAGACCCCAACCUUGCUGGCCUAUUGUUUGCACUUGGUGUUUGUGUGUGUACGUAAUGUAAUAAAAAAAAGGGGGCGAUAUCAAUCCAAUCUUUUCCCUUUUGUACCCCAAGCAUGUGGAUGUUUUAUCGAAUGAAUCAAUAAAUCAAAAC